Podarcis lilfordi (Lilford's wall lizard) is the source of this 8758-nucleotide messenger RNA. The record is from the annotation of a GenBank genome assembly. NCBI's taxonomy places the organism in Eukaryota, Metazoa, Chordata, Lepidosauria, Squamata, Lacertidae.
AUGGACAGGUAAAUGGGCAGCUUUUGCCCCAGUGCAUAAUUGCUACAUCACUGAAUUCAUUGAGUAUGAACUUGCUCUGUGUUUUAUUGUCUUUUCCCCAUCUGACUCAGCUCUCCAGAUGGCUUCUUCCCAUAUCUCUCAGUAACCAAUAUUCUGAUGCUGUUGACUCUUUCUAUCUCUCUCUUGCUCACACACGUUUUAUCAUUAUUGUUUUCUACCCAUGUCCCCAGUAAUUUUUCUGUUCUUUCUCUCUCUCUUUUUGCACACGGUUUGCUAAGACAAUUUCCCCCCUUUAAUUCAGUUUGUUCCAUACACUCUUGAAAAUAAGGGAUAUCAUUAUUAUUUCUUCUUCUUGACUUUCAUGUCUGUAGUAUAUAAUAACAGAAUCAAAAGAAACAGACACCUGCCCCAAGAAGCUUACAAUCAACAAUGAUGGGUGCAACAGAGGGGAGGGCAGUGAGUUUAGCAGAGAACAAUUAUAUACAGUUUCACAUACUUAGGUUUUGGUUACAAUGCCUUUUUGGGCAAUUAAAAUAAUUAGACAAGUGGGAUGAGAUUUCUGUGUAACUCAAAAGCUUAUGUUUUUCUGCAUCAAAAAGUGUUACUCCAAUAAAGAUUUCCAAUACUUCGCAUGUAUGGGUGCUAACAGAACACCUGUCUAGCCUAUAGAUGAAUGGAUCUAAUUGCAAAUUUUCUGAAUCUGCACUCAUUCACAUUAGCAAAGAGAAAGCAUUAUAAUUAACAAAUGCAUCUUUUAUUUUGGGAUUAGCAAGAAAGUAGCUUUCUAUAGAUGAAUGCGUCUAAUUGCAGUUUCCAGAUGUGAAUGACUCAUAUCUAUUUGUCUAUUUAUCAUAAUAUCUUUGUCUCAGUUUCUGUCUCACAAUGGAGCUCCUUUUCAUCUGAUAAAAAUUAAAAACAUAAUAUAUCAUUUAAAAAGAAAAAUGAUUUUUCAAACGAAUUCAAAACCAAGACCUGAUAGGUCUUAAAUUAUAGGUCUUCCAGUCCUUCUUGUGAGUGUGCACUUGUCCUUAGAUGCACAAUUCAGAAUUUCAGAAUAUGUAAUAUUUCUAUUAUUCAUAAAAUACUCCUCCUUCGUCACGGAGGAUCAUAAUGUGUAUCGAGUUGUAUUGUAGCAUAACUUAUACUAACUUGUACUGAGUACCUCCUCCUCCUCCUCUGUUUCAUUUCUUUAAAUCAGGUGCAAGUGAAAUAGCUACUUUAGGAGUAUGUCCGCUGCAACCACAAAAAGUCUCUCAUUUUGUGCCAUCUGCUGCUGCAAAUAGCAUGAGAUACUAUUUGAGUUUUCACCUCACUCUGCGAUCUGCCUCUAGUUUCUCAGCUCCCUCUCCCUCUUACCUCGGUAUUACCCCAGCAAAGGGUUGAACAUUUCCCUGGGUUAAUCUGGGCAAAUGGGAAAGCUAAUAACUCAUUAAAGAAUUAGAAGACUUUAUGAGAUUCAGCUGGACAAAAAUGUCUCAUGGCAUGCCUUUCCCUACCCCUCUUGGGAGUAGUUUGUGAACUCCCAUUUCCAGAAGAGUGGAAACUUUGGGGCACAUGACAGCCAAAUAUAAGCCCUUUCAAGUCCCCAUGUAUUAUAGUAAGUGACCAAUACACAUGUGCUUAAGUCUUUCCCCUUGGAUUCAGACUGGUGUGAAAGUGCUUAUUAACCUUGGCUGCCACAUGUCCCUGGUUUCUGCUCUGGAAAUCAGAGGUUGCAAUCUACUUCUAUUGAGCCAGUGGGGCACUGUGGCAAGAGCAUUGCUUGGGAAUUGAAGCCCAUGUUCAAAUCUUUUCUUGGCAAUGAGACUCACAGGGUGCACUUGGGCAGUUUAUUAUUUCUUCAUCCUAACCUACCAUAUUUUUCGCUCCAUAAGACGCACCUGACCAUAAGACGCACCUAGUCUUUAGAGGGGGAAUGCAAGAAAAAAAAUAUUCUUUAAAGGGAGCGCUGAGCAGAGCCAGUAUGCAUCCCAGGCUCUGCUCAGCUCUCCCGUUCACGAGCCGCGUGGAGCGUGUGUGCAGUGCUUGCAGGCUUUUCCCCAGGGAGGGAGAAGGGCAGCCUGUCACUGACGGGUUGCCUUUCUCCCUCCUCGGGAAAAGCCCCCAAGAGCCGCACACAUGCUCCGCGCGGCUCUUUAAAAGGAGCGCGGCUCUUGGGGGCUUUUCCGGGAGGUGGGGGAAGGGACUGAUGGGCUGCCCUUCUCCCUCCUCGGGGAAAAGCCCUGAAGAGCUGCACACAUGCUCCACACGCUCUUUAAAGGGAGCGCUGAGCAGAGCCUCCCGCCUGCAUUCGCUCCAUAAGACGCGCACACAUUUCCCCUUACUUUUUAGGAGGGAAAAAGUAUAUCUUAUGGAGCGAAAAAUACGGUACUUCACAGGGCUGCCAUGAUGCAAAAAAGGCUGGUGCUGAUAAGACAGGAUUAUAGCUGCAAGGAACUCUUGCCUCCCAAAGCCAGUCCCAUUUUAACAUGCAAUCCGCUUUUGAACUGCUACACCAGGAUUGGCUUUUCACAUAUAGCUACCGUAUUUUUCGCUCUAUAACACGCACCCGACCAUAACACGCACGUAGUUUUUAGAGGAGGAAAAUCCGUAGGCAUGCCACCUGUAGGCAUUCCCUCCAUAACACGCACAGACACUUCCCCUUACUUUUUAGGAGGAAAAAAGUGAGUGUUAUGGUGCAAAAAAUACGGUAUUUCUUGUUCUGGGACCAGAUGUUUUUCAGCGGGACACUAGAACUUGGAAGCAGUCCAAGUUCUUCUGCAUACUGCCAGACUGAGAGAUCCAAAUUGUUUUUAGGAUGUGCACAUACAUAAUGGGUCGACAAACGUAAUGGGUGUGCACAUAUUUAAAAAAGAAACUGCACUCAGCAAUUUUUCUUAUUCUUAAGUGGGCGUCUGCUUUUCCUCUCUGCUGUGCACAAUGCGUUUGCCACAUGUUCAGAUAUCCGCUUUCCACCUCUCCCCCCACCCCAUGCUACAGGCGGACUCUCAGCCAUUUUUAUUUGUAAAGUACUUUACGCACAUUUAUUCAAUUAAAUGUACAUUUGCCAGUACUUUAAAAUGUUGGAAAUCUGCCUAGGGAAGGGGAAUGAAGGUUGGUUCAUUUGAUCAUACAAAUUGCAGCUUAUCUUCGCUAUGCACAGCCUAUAUCUGUUGCAAAUACACAUAAAUUCCAUCUUGAAGAGAAAAUUGUAUGUUUGGGGGGGAGGUGUGUGCUUUGACAAUGGGGCCCACUAUUCAAAUGUUGCACAUUAUUAUGCACCCUUAGAGUGUUUACAAGUAAGAAUUACUCAGAAGAGGAGUCCUUCAAAGGAAUCCAUCCCCCUGCGUUUCUGCAUGAGCAAAUGUCCUGCACAUGCCUUCUGGUGCAAAGAAACAAGCCCAGAACAGUGACUCAUACAGAAACACAACAGGAAGCCUCUUCUUAGGGUAGAUAUUUUCUUCUUUGCAUCAGAAGUGACUAGAUGAUUCAAUGACACUUGAUGUAGCAAGCUUGAUGUGCCUGAAUCUAAUGAAGGUUGUUUGGAAGAAGGCAAGGCCAGAAUUAAAGUACAGUGGUACCUCGGGUUAAGUAUUUAAUUUGUUCCAGAGGUCUGUUCUUAACCUGAAACUGUUCUUAACCUGAAGCACCACUUUCGCUAAUGGGGCCUCCUGCUGCUGCCGCGCCACCGGAGCACGAUUUCUGUUCUCAUCCUGAAGCAAAGUGAUUAACCUGAAGCACUAUUUCUGGGACAGAGUCUGUAACCUGAAGUGUAUGUAACCUGAAGCGUAUGUAACCCGAGGUACCACUGUACGUAGAGGUCUCCUAAUGGCACAUUAGCUGUUAUGUCAGAGCACUCUAGUUGCUUUAACCUGGAGCAGAGGCUCGAGGAGGAAAGUGAUGGCACCAAUGGAAGUCUGGAUGAGCCCUGGAAAUGGACAGAGCUGAGAUGGAUGGAGGGAUGCAAAGAGGAGCCUUCUGCAAGUGAAUGGUUCUAAGCUGUGUAAAUGGAUGGGGAGAAAUGGGACAGGAGAAACUGAAAUGGACAGAGCAAAGGGGGGGGGGGAGGUAUGCAAUCCUGAAAUAUUUCCAAGUCCCUCCAACUUUUGAUUUGAGCCCCAUCCACCAAGGGCCUGUGGCACCUGGCAGAUUAUUCCCAAGAAAAUGUGGCCCAUGACAGAAAAUAAAGGUUACCCACUCCUGGCCUAUAACCUGCUGGAAAUUACAACUGCAGCAAAUAAUGGAUAUAAAUUAGCACAGGUGUUGUUUCCUAUGGCCCAAACAUGUCGCUCAAUAUAUGCAGGACAGCAUCUUCCCACUGUAGCCCUGGGAAUAUAAGGCCAGAUUCAACUACCCGGUUCCAUUGUGGACGGGGUGGCGCUGUGGGCUAAACCACGGAGCCUUUCGGGCAUGGCGAUCGGAAGGCUGGUGGUUUGAAUCCGCGCGACGGGGUGAGCUCCCGUUGUUCUGUCCCAGCUUCUGCCAACCUAGCAGUUUGAAAACACACCAGUGCAAGUAGAUAAAUAGGUACCACUGCGGUGGGAAUGUAAACGGCAUUUCCGUGCACUCUGGCACUCGUUGUGGUGUCCUGUUGCACCAGAAGUGGUUUAGUCAUGCUGGCCACAUGACCCAGAAAGCUGUCUGCGUUCAAGCACCGGCUCCCUCAGCCUGAAGCGAGAUGAGUGCCGCACCCCAUAGUCGCCUUUGACUGGACGUAACCGUCUAGGGGUCCUUUACCUUUUACCUUACCUUACCCAGUUCCAGUAGUGGAAGCCAACACUUCUGCUACUGCAACAGGGCUUUGCUCACAACUGCCCCCCCCAACACCUCUGGAGUGUUGGGAAACCCCUCAGAACAAUGCACAGGCCUGGGGACGCAGGAAGAGGGGAGGUAUUUGGAACAUUUUCCUUAGUAUGACGUUGACUCUCACCAUAGAACUGAAACCAUCUGAAAGCACCUAUAAUCUCCUGCUUCAUGGGCUUAUGAAGUUGCCAAUAUGGCCAAGGUUGCUUGCCAUGCUACAGUAAAAACUAGUUUGCUUUGAAGGUGAAGCCUCUCUGUUGGCACUGGGUCAUUAUAUUGUGCUUGUAUGAGCGCUCAAACUUAUAAAGCCUGUGUUUCAGUCCACCCUCAGAUCAUCCAUGCAUGGAAAAUAUAGUAGCUGGCUGAGCCCAUACUGAGAGUGCAGAGAAAGGAGGUGAUGGUGCGCUGGGAUUAUUUUUAACCCAUUCGCUUCUGUUUUGCAUUGCCUUUGGGGGUGUGAAUGUUUCGCUUUGGUGAACACAGUUCUUCACACUCCUGCUCUGUACUUUGCACACUUGCUCCCACCCUGCUUUAGAGACGUUAUACAGUAUAAAAAGAAGCCUGUGGCAGACAUCAUGGUAUUUUAUGUAUUCUUAUUCUUAAACUUAGUGGGGAAUGACGGUGAGAAUAGCCUUUCACCCUUAGUCUACCUGAGAAGCUCAGCGUGCAAAGAGGAUUCAGCAUGGGUUUCACAAGCCACUCUUGAGUUCCUAUACUAAUAAUCUAGGAAUUUUUACCGCUUUGUAAAAAGUGCCUGUGCAACUUUUCCAAAGCACAUGAACCUGACCUUUGAAGAGUUUGUAUGUAAACCACUGGUAGCUUAACAAAUGUGUGGUCUUUUUCCUAUGCUGGGAGAACUGGGAAACCUUGGAAAGAACUUUUUAAAGGGCACACAUUAAGAUUUUGCAGCCUAUAUUACCACGCUUUACAUUGCUUCAAAUUUUGUGACUUUAAAUCUCUGUUUGGGGUUCUCUCACCAAAGAGAACUUGUCCCAAACUUGAAUCCUGGCAUCCAAGAAUUCUCAUUUCUAUAUAUAUAUUUUCCUGAACCAAUGGACUCCACUAGAGUUGCUCUCUGUUCAGAUCACAGCUGUCCCCAUUCAUACUUGAAUACAUUCAAAUUCAGAGUCUGUUUCCCUCCGCAGUGUCCUUCUGAAACAAAAGAAAUUCCUCUACAACUUCAAGAACUUGCGCUGGGCCAAAGGCCGUCACGAAACGUACCUUUGCUAUGUGGUCAAACGGCGGAACAGUGCAACAUCCUGCUCCCUGGACUUUGGAUAUCUGCGCAAUAAGGUACAAAACACAAGUGAAGCUCAUAUCCAUAAAUACAUCCUUCUGCACCAAUGAGCAAUGGAAUGCUCAGCAUCUUAUCCAUAAUUUUAGCAAUCCAUUUCACUCCCAGAUUAGAAUCAUUUCUCCUAGCGGUGAAAUUGCCAUUUCUGCAUAUUCCCACACUGGUUCAGUACGGCUGGAUUUGGAGAGAUCACACUGGAUAGCCUGACAAUAUGAUUUCUUCCUAUGCCAAUGUUGCCCAGCCUUCAAGAGGAGUGAUUGCGGAAUUAGCAAUAACCAUGUUGUGGCAUCUCAGUUCCAACAUGACUAGAGUGACAUAGGAACUGAUGACACCGAAGCAGCAACGUCACCACUAAUGGAAUACAAGACCUAUAUCUAAGACCCUUAGAAAUCCAUACAGCAUUCUAUUUGAACCGACGUAUGGAUUUGCCCCCACCUAAGAGCAAGCACCUCCACUACCCAUUCUUCCAUUUUCCCUCCAAGCAUCCCUAUACCUUCUCAACAUCUUAAUCUAAUGGCCAGAUAAUACAAAUAGCAGAACCAAAUGGCAAAACUUUACUUAUGCACUUUGAGACAGAUCUGGAGAGCGGCUUGCUUGCAUGCUCCCCACAACCACCCUCCCUUCACAUUGUAAUCUGGGUCCUUUAGAAGUGCCUGCAUGUAAAAUAAAGACUUGAGGCUGGAGUACCAUCAGGGUGGAGUUUGUGUACUGAUCCCCACUGGCUCCCCAUGUGUUCAUUUUACACACAUACAAAAAGUCUGACAAGGCAGCCCUGUUUAGGGAAGUUUUAAUGUUUGAUAUUUUAUCACUUGAUGAUGAUGAUGGAUGAUGAUGAUGAUGUUGGGAGCCGCCCAGAGUGGCAGAAACCCAGCCAGAUUGGUAGGGUAUAAAUAAAUUAUUAUUAUUAUUAUUAUUAUUAUUAUUAUUAUUAUUCAGUGGUACCUUGGUUUUUGAACGUCUGUUGAUGAACAUUUCAGUUUUCAAAUGCUGUAAACCCGGAAGUAAAUGCUUCAGUUUUCAAACACGCCUCGGAAGUCGAACAUGCCACGUGGCUUCUGCAUGCAAUCAGUCUGUGUUCAGAUAAUCUCAGGAGCUCUCUUGCAACCAAUUUGUUUUUGUGACUGACUGUGCCUCGGUUUUUGAAUGUUUCAGAACUCAAACAGUCCUCCAGAAUGCAUCACGCUCGAAAACCGAGGUACCUCUAUAUGCAUAAAGCUCAUCUAAUCUUCUCUUUGAUGUGCUUUUUACUUGUGUACUUUUAAGUUUCUGGGCAGGGUUUCUGGAAGGUAUCAUUCAAAUACACAGGCAAAAUGGUAUCCUUGAGGGAAAUCGUUUGUUUCUGCUAAUUGUACGAACUAGUCCAAGACUAACCAACUCAGUCCUGGAAACAGGGAACCUUCAGUAAUGUCUUAUGUUCUCUCACACCUUCACUUCUUGUCUCUCAGCACAAAUGCUUUGUUUGACCAUUCAUUGUUUAUCGGUAUUAUCUUGAUCCUGCCCCGCCCCCAAUCCUUCUGUGUUGCUACUUCAGUCGGGUUGCCACGUUGAAGUUCUCUUCCUGCGUUACAUCGCCACCUGGGACCUGGACCCAAGGCACUGCUAUCGGAUCACUUGGUUCACCUCAUGGAGUCCGUGCUAUGACUGCGCCCGGCAUGUGGCUGACUUCUUGUAUGCCUACCCUAACCUAACCCUGCGCAUCUUUGCUGCCCGCCUGUACUUCUGUGAGGAACGGAAUGCCGAACCUGAGGGGCUGCGUCGCCUCCACCGGGCAGGAGCUCAGAUUGCCAUCAUGACCUUCAAAGGUGAAACAGGGCAGAGGGAUGGGUUUAGGUAAAGGUAAAGGGACCCCUGACCGUUAGGUCCAGUCGCGGACGACUCUGGGGUUGCGGCGCUCAUCUCACUUUAUUGGCCAAGGGAGCUGGUCAUGUGGCCAGCAUGACUAAGCCGCUUCUCGCGCAACCAGAGCAGCGCACAGAAACGUUUACCUUCCCGCCGAAGCGGUACCUAUUUAUCUACUUGCACUUUGACGUGCUUUCGAACUGCUAGGUUGGCAGGAGCAGGGACCGAGCAACGGGAGCUCACCCCGUUGCGGGGAUUCAAACCACCAACCUUCUGAUUGGCAAGCCCUAGGCUCUGUGGUUUAGACCACAGUGCCACCCGCAUCCCAUUAGGGAUGGGUUUAGUAGGUGGCAUAAGAUCUGGAGGGGAAGUUAAGCAAUGGAAGAUGAACACCACGUCUCUCUUUUGUCAGAUUACUUUUACUGCUGGAACACCUUUGUAGAGAACCGCAAGAAGACCUUCAAAGCUUGGGAAGGGCUUCAUGAAAAUUCUGUGCGUCUGACCAGAAGGCUCCGCCGUAUCCUUUUGGUGAGAAGUAUUUCCCUCUGCACUCUGGAGCGAGGUUUUCUACCACUUUUCUUGUACCUCUUCCUCCUCCUUCCUUGCUGCCCUUGUUUUUCCUCACCUGCCAUUCUCUGCUUCCUUUAACUUGAUUUUUCAGGAUCACUAGCCUCCAUCUUAUUCUGCCCUUAUCUUUACUUCAUUACUCAUCAGCUUUACCUCUAACCUUUUGUUCUCCUUCUUCUUGUGCCUCCUGCAAACCUGACCAUUCUCUUCUUUCUUUCACAGCCACUUUAUGAGGUUGAUGACUUGCGAGAUGCCUUCCGAAUCCUUGGACUUUGA